CCCCCCGGGCUGGCGGGCGGGCUGCGGCCUCCGGCCAGCUCGCGGCCGGCUCGGCGCACCGGGCUGUGCUGACACACGUAGGGGAAAGCCGCGGACCCCCGAGUCUUUCCGGGGCGUCCGUGAAGCGAACAGGACCAGUCGCUUCCUCUGUCCUGGCGUUUGAUGGCUCCCGUGAGCGUCACUGGGCACAGGAAACGCCCACCUGACCGCCAUGACCUACAACACUGAGCAUCCGACAUUCCCUGCUUCCAGAUCCUGAACCAGAAAAUCAACACUAAACCCUUUUCUUCAGAACGUCCCAGUGUUUGCUGUGGGCGAGUCUUUCCUUGGACUUCCUGGAAGCACGAGUGUUAGUGCACAAGUGCAGGCUGCACACCCAGUCUCUGUCACUAGGGAAGAGAAGAUGGCGAUGGCCUCAACAGCUGUAGUGGUUCCUGCAGAGUGGAUCAAGACCUGGGAGAAAUCUGGGAGAGGCGAGUUUUUGCGUUUAUGCCGGAUUCUCAGUGAAAGUAAAAGCCGAGACACUUUGGCUUGUAGAGAUUUCCAACAAGCACUCUAUGAGUUGUCAUACCAUGUCAUUAAAGGAACUUUAAAGCCUGAACAGGCCUCAAAUGUUCUUAAUGACAUCUGUGAAUUUCGAGAAGAUAUUCCAUUUAUUCUUGCUGAUAUAUUCUGCAUAUUAGAUAUUGAGACGAAUUGUCUAGAAGAAAAAUGCAAAAGAGAUCAUUUUACACAACUGAUAUUAGCAUGUUUAUAUUUAGUUUCAGACACAGUUCUAAAGGAACGCUUGGAUCCAGAAACAUUGGAAUCAUUAGGCCUUAUCAAACAGUCACAGCAGUUCAAUCAAAAAUCAGUUAAGAUCAAAACAAAACUCUUCUAUAAACAGCAGAAGUUCAAUUUGUUAAGAGAAGAAAAUGAAGGUUAUGCCAAGCUGAUUGUUGAAUUAGGGCAAGAUUUAUCUGGAAAUAUCACUAGUGAUUUAAUCUUAGAAAUUCUCAAAUCUUUAAUUGGAUGCUUUAAUCUAGAUCCCAAUAGAGUUUUGGAUAUCAUUUUAGAAGUGUUUGAAUGCAGGCCAGAACACCAUGAUUUCUUUAUAGCUUUAUUAGAAGCUUAUAUGAGUAUGUGUGAACCACAGACACUAUGUCAUAUUCUUGGGUUCAAAUUUAAGUUUUACCAGGAGCCAAAUGGUGAGACUCCAUCAUCUUUGUAUAGAGCUGCAGCAGUGCUCCUGCAGUUUAAUCUUAUUGAUUUGGAUGAUCUCUAUCUGCACCUUCUUCCAGCUGAUAGCUGCAUUAUGAAUGAAUACAAACGAGAAAUUGUGGAAGCUAAGCAAAUUGUUAAAAAACUUACAAUGGUUGUAUUGCCUUCUGAAAAAAGUGAUGAGCGAGAGAAAGAAAAGAAAAAAGAUGAUAAGGUAGAGAAAGCACCUGACAACCAAAAACUUGGUUUGUUGGAAGCCUUGUUAAUUAUCGGUGAUUGGCAACAUGCACAAAGUAUUAUGGACCGGAUGCCUCCAUACUAUGCAACAUCACAUAAAGUAAUAGCUCUUGGUAUUUGCAACCUUAUACAUGUAACUAUCGAACCUAUUUACCGAAGAGUUGGUGUUCCUAAAGGUGCUAAAGGCUCACCUGUCAAUGCUUUACAAAAUAAGAAGGCACCAAAGCAAGUAGAGAGCUUUGAAGACUUAAGGAGAGAUGUAUUCAGUAUGUUCUCUUACCUCGGUCCUCAUCUUUCUCAUGAUCCCAUCUUAUUUGCAAAGGUUGUUCGCAUAGGCAAGUCAUUUAUGAAGGAAUUUCAGUCUGAUGGGAAACAAGAGAAUAAAGAGAAAAUGGAAAGUAUCCUUAGUUGUUUGCUCAGCGUUACUGACCAGGUACUGCUUCCUUCUCUCUCUUUAAUGGAUUGCAAUGCGUGCAUGUCUGAGGAACUAUGGGGAAUGUUUAAAACAUUUCCUUAUCAGCAUAGAUACCGCUUAUAUGGACAGUGGAAGAAUGACACUUACAACAGCCAUCCACUUUUAGUGAAAGUUAAAGCUCAUACAAUAGACAGAGCCAAAUACAUCAUGAAGCGUCUAACCAAGGAAAAUGUGAAGCCUUCAGGAAGACAGAUUGGGAAAUUGAGCCACAGUAAUCCAACCAUUUUGUUUGAUUAUAUCUUGUCACAAAUACAGAAGUAUGAUAACUUAAUAACCCCUGUGGUAGAUUCAUUGAAAUACCUCACUGCGUUGAAUUACGAUGUUUUAGCCUACUGUAUCAUUGAAGCACUAGCUAAUCCAGAAAAAGAAAGGAUGAAACAUGAUGAUACAACCAUCUCCAACUGGCUUCAGAGUCUGGCUGGUUUCUGUGGUGCAGUUUUUCGUAAAUACCCAAUUGAUCUUGCUGGUCUUCUUCAGUAUGUAGCCAAUCAGUUAAAGGCAGGCAAAAGUUUUGACCUGCUUAUAUUGAAAGAAGUGGUACAAAAAAUGGCAGGAAUAGAAGUUACAGAGGAAAUGACAAUGGAGCAGCUUGAGGCUAUGACAGGCGGGGAGCAACUGAAAGCUGAAGGUGGAUAUUUUGGCCAGAUUAGAAACACCAAAAAGUCCUCUCAGAGAUUAAAGGAUGCACUACUGGACCAUGAUCUUGCCCUUCCUCUUUGUUUGCUCAUGGCACAGCAGAGGAAUGGGGUGAUCUUUCAGGAAGGUGGAGAGAAACAUUUGAAACUUGUAGGGAAGCUAUAUGACCAGUGUCAUGAUACCUUGGUACAGUUUGGUGGGUUUUUAGCAUCAAAUCUAAGCACAGAUGAUUACAUAAAGAGAGUACCUUCAAUUGAUGUGCUUUGUAAUGAAUUUCAUACACCCCACGAUGCAGCAUUCUUUCUGUCACGGCCAAUGUAUGCACACCAUAUUUCAUCAAAGUAUGAUGAACUAAAGAAAUCAGAAAAGGGUGGUAAGCAGCAGCAGAAAGUCCAUAAGUACAUCACGUCAUGUGAGAUGGUGAUGGCGCCUGUCCACGACGCGGUGGUCUCCUUACACGUCUCCAAAGUCUGGGAGGAUAUCAGCCCGCAGUUCUAUACCACAUUCUGGUCUCUGACCAUGUAUGAUCUUGCAGUUCCACAUACCAGCUAUGAACGGGAAGUCAAUAAACUGAAGGUCCAGAUGAAAGCAGUUGAUGACAAUCAGGAAAUGCCUCUAAAUAAAAAGAAAAAGGAGAAAGAGCGCUGCACUGCCCUGCAGGACAAGCUUCUUGAAGAAGAAAAGAAACAGAUGGAGCAUGUUCAGCGAGUUCUACACAGACUGAAAUUAGAAAAGGACAACUGGCUCUUAGCAAAAUCUACUAAAAAUGAGACCAUCACAAAAUUUCUCCAGUUGUGCAUAUUUCCCCGAUGUAUUUUUUCAGCAAUUGAUUCUGUUUACUGUGCUCAUUUUGUUGAGUUAGUCCAUCAACAGAAGACUCCAAAUUUCUCCACGCUUCUUUGCUAUGACCGAGUUUUCUCAGACAUAAUUUACAUGGUUGCUAGCUUUACUGAAAAUGAAGCUAGUCGAUAUGGGAGAUUUCUUUGCUGCAUGUUAGAGACUGUGACCAGGUGGCACAGCGACAGAUCCACCUAUGAGAAGGAAUGUGGGAACUAUCCAGGAUUCCUUACCAUACUACGAGCAACUGGAUUUGAUGGUGGGAAUAAAGCUGAUCAGUUAGAUUAUGAGAAUUUUCGACAUGUUGUACAUAAAUGGCAUUACAAAUUAACCAAGGCAUCAGUGCAUUGCCUCGAAACAGGUGAAUAUACUCAUAUUAGAAAUAUCUUGAUUGUACUAACAAAAAUACUACCAUGGUACCCCAAGGUUUUAAAUCUGGGUCAGGCUUUGGAAAGAAGAGUGCAUAAAAUCUGCCAAGAAGAAAAAGAAAAGAAACCAGAUCUAUAUGCAUUAGCAAUGGUCUACUCUGGGCAGCUGAAAAGUAGAAAGUCAUACAUGAUACCUGAAAAUGAAUUUCAUCACAAAGACCCUCUUCCGAGAAAUGCUGCCACCAGUGUACAACCAAAUGGGCCUUGCAGUGGGCUGCUUUCAUCCAUAGGAAGUGCAUCUAAAUUAGAUGAGAACAGUGCUGAGGAGGCCGACAAGUCACGAGAAAGAGCUCAGUGUGCCGUGAAAGCUGUUAGUAAACCUUCCAGUGUCCCACCAAAAGGGAAUGUUAGCAGUGGAAACAAUGGCUCUAACACCAAAGCUAUUAAGGAAAAUGACAAAGAAAAGGGCAAAGAGAAAGAAAAAGAGAAAAAAGAAAAGACUCCAGCUGUUACUCCAGAGGCCAGGGUACUUGGUAAAGACAGUAAAGAAAAACCCAAGGAAGAACAGCCAAAUAAAGAUGAAAAAAUAAGAGAGGCCAAAGAAAGAAUGCCUAAAUCUGAUAAAGACAAGGAAAAAUUAAAGAAGGAAGAAAAAGCCAAAGAUGAGAAAUUCAGGAUCAUUGUCCCCAAUGUAGAAUCAAAAUCCACUCAAGAAAGGGAAAAGGAGAAAGAGCCCUCAAGAGAAAGAGACUUAGCAAAGGAAAUGAAGUCAAAAGAGAAUGUUAAAGGGGGAGAAAGAGCACCAGGUUCUGGGUCCUUGAAAUCACCUGUUUCCCGAACAGAUACCACAGAACCCGAGAGAGAAAAACGUCGCAAAGUUGAUUCCCAUCCUUCUCCAUCACACUCUUCCACAAUAAAGGACAGUCUUGUCAGACUCAAGGAGUCUUCAGCAAAGCUCUAUAUCAACCAUAUUCCACCACCAUUGUGCAAGAGUAAAGAGAGAGACGCGGACAAGAAAGAUUUGGACAAGUCAAGAGAAAGGUCCAGAGAAAGAGAGAAAAAAGAGGAAAAGGACCGGAAAGAGCGGAAAAGAGAUUAUUCAAACAGUGACCGAGAGGCGCCCCUGGACUUAGUCAAGAGGCGGAAAGAUGAAAGUGGAAUAUUGGGGGUUUCAAAACACAAAAGCGAAAGUCCCUGUGAGUCUCUUUAUCCAAAUGAGAAAGACAAGGAAAAAAUUAAGUCAAAAUCCUCAGGCAAAGAAAAAGGUGAUUUGUUUAAAUCUGAAAAGAUAGAUAAAAUAUCCAGUGGGAAAAAGGAGUCUGGACAUGAUAAGGAAAAGAUAGAGAAGAAAGAGAAAUGGGACAGUUCUGGAGAUAAGGAAGAGAAGAAACAUCAUAAGUCCUCAGACAAGCACAGAUAAUGAAGACUCAGCCAAAGGUGUGGGCAGGCCUCUGAGCUGAAGGUCUCCCAGCUAAGGAUGCCAGAGCUCUCUGUCACUCUUUAAACACUAUCUCCCUUAAUCCAGAGCUUCUGGUGCUGUCCAUCUUAUGAGAAUCCUUCAAAUCAGAAGAUGAAUAUGCAUCGCCAUCCUCUUGAGACAUUCAAAGUCACAGGCUUUCAGAACAUUAUUUUCACCUCUGGGCAGUUCCUUGCAGCAAGAUCCCUGUGCGUACAAUUUUUUCUUGAAAUAAUACCACCUAGAAACAGCAUCUAUGAAAUUAUCACCAACUGAGUCUUGGAUCACCUUUCUUAGAAAGGGUCUGCUGUACAUUUACCAAUAUAGAAGUAGGCUAUGGUGAGUUGAAGUUACUGUUCUACCUUAAAGGAGUGGUUCAGUACCAGCUAUAGAAAAUCCUGCAGGUGCCUUGCAGCAAAUUGGGGCUUUCAUACAUUACUUAUUUAAUCUCCAUAGCAAUGUUACAAGGGCCUAAAAAGCAUAAGUACACCCUUGAUCUGUGCUGCCUUUGCUGAUAAGCUGCCUCAUCUCACCAUGUUGAUAAGAGGUUUGUACAACUCCUGUGUACCAGGCCCUGUUCAAAGAUGAUGCUACCUCCUCUCCCUCAUAGAAUGCCUCCAAGCUCUUCAAAUUCAUGAAUUUUAACAAGUCCAUGAGCCAGCUCUCAACCAUGUCAUGAUGUGCCAAAAAACUUGUUUAGCUUUGCCAUUAUGUUCUUCACUGUUUCCUUGGCAUAUGCCCAGUUGGCAUUCGGUUGGAUGACUUCCAGGAAUACAUAUGAGAAUAGCAUGCAAUGUGGAAACAUUUUGUUAUCCAGAAGGCACUGACUGACACAGACAGCCCAAGGAGGGACUGAAACAGUAGUCGCACAGUAUGACCAGGAAUGAAAUCAGGAAUUGAACAUGAUUGUCAGCACAUGAUAGCUGCCUCAGGGAGAGUGGAGUGACAGACAAGUAGUGACUGUGAGAUGCACAGGGAAGAUGGAGCAGCUGAUGCAGUGCAUGAACGGGUCGAGUGCUGGGACUGAUGAUGUUGUGUCCCAGACAGGCCAGCAUCUCAGCGUGACCCUGAGAUUCAGCAGACAGCUUUGCCCAGAUGUCCUUUCCAGUCUACAGUGGACCUGAAAGUUGGAGGCAGAAAUGGGGGUGCCAGAAUCUACUUGUGGUAAUCCAUGUGUGGUACUGUGUGGUCCUGAGUAGAUUUGCCAUAAAAAGUACAUUAUUUAUAUCUGGUUUAUCAUAUGAUGCUGGUCUUUAUAACUAAUUAUUAAUCUUCUACACUUGGUUUUAUUUUCCAUAAACUUUACCCAUGGAUGAAAGAUUUUUUUUUUAAACUUUUCCUCACAUGACAGAUCUAGACUUUGAAAUAUUGAACUAAGGAAAAAAAAACUGGAAAGUCUGUUGAGAAGUACGCCCAAUUGCUGCCCUGCCUAACUCUUCAUGUGACAAUGAAGUAGCUUUCUAAAGCUUGGAACUGUCAACAAACUUCUGAGUACACUUCCAGCCACAAGUCAGUACUGACAGUUUUAACCAGUGUGUGGAGGAGGAGGACAUUGCUUUCCGCACUGAUGCAGCUCUGUGGUUGUUCAUCUCAGGUAUCCUCUACUGGUAAACUUUAACCACACUGACCAACCAUAGCACAGCUAUGUCCUCAUUUGCUGGAGUUUGUAUGAAUAGUUAAGAUGUUAAUUCUACACUUUUUUGCCUUCUUUCUCAUAGCUGAUGUCUAUGCAGCUAGCCGUGUUACUUGGUCUUUUUAUUGUUUUAGCUCUGUUAAAUGACCCCCAGAUUUCCAGAUAGUACCUCUGCAACAGGAGAACUGUGUGGUUCCUUAACUGACACUAAGUUUGACUUUCAACAGUUUGUUCAGUGUGAAUAUUUGUAUCUCUUUUUCAUGCUUCCACUUACUUGGAACUCAGUUUAAUAUUAAAAACUGUCUAGUAGAACCAACUUAUUAAAUGUUACUUUUUUGUGCAGUGAAAUGUUGGAUUAAGCAAAUGUUUAAGAAAAAUACUUUGUUUUGAAAUUUAUUAUGACUUACAGAGCAAAAAUCAUUUCAUACUAUUUCAGAGAUAAAGUCUCAACUCUUCUUAGCCCAGUGUGUCAGUAGAAUUUAUAAUACAAAUAAAGUUUGCUUAAUUAAAAGAUUUUUUUCUGAAAGUCCAUCUAUUAGAAAGCACCAGGAAGAAGUUGCAUUAGUAGCUGCUGUUUUCAUUAGAAGAGCUUUUCACUAAACUUCUGUGUAAAAUCUAUUCUUAAUAAGAGAUUUUUGUUUUCCAACAUACUCUGUAGUAGGAUCUUUUGCAAUCUAAAUGUAUAAGAAAGAUACAAUUGAGAGCUGGUGAUUCAGAGCUGGUGGUGGACGUACAACCACUACAGAAACCCUGUCUUUAGUGCUGUCUUAUAUUCUCAUGUUAAUUAAUUACUAGAUUUUGUCAGUCACGACUCCAGUGAAAACUGGAGCAAUAGGUCUGAGUCAGUUGAUGAAUCAGUCAUACUGAUUUUUAACAGGUUUUUCAUAUGAUUUCGUCUCCAUCUUUUAAGUAUACUGACCAGGUUCUUUCUUCUAGGUGGUAAAGUUUGUGUUCCAGGUCUAUUGAGUUUACGUAUUUAUCAUGUAUGCACUAUUGUUAGGUGAAAGCAAGCUUCAACUUGACGUCCAGCCAUUACUCAGUAUCCAUGUAUACUGACCAUGUGCCCCAUAUCCAUUACAGCCCCUAGAAAGUGUUUUCGAUACAUAUUAGAUACUGUGUUUUAAUAUAUGCACAAGAUUAUACAAAAUUCUUUCCUUUUACCCAUGAGUUCCAUCUGUUUGGAUUUUUGUUUGUUUUGUUGCUUUUAUUUUUUUGUUUGUUUGGGUUUUUUUUUUCUUGAGUCGAAGAAUAAAGUUUAAUCCUUUUCCUGAUACCUGGCCCUUUGUUGGCAUAAUUGGGAUAUAAAUUGUUCAAAUCUUCACAAUUAAGAGUUUCAGAAAUGUGUGAUAUUGACCACUUGACUUAAUAAAGACUAGAUACAUAAACAGAAAAAAUGUCUAUUUCCUCACCAAAAACAAUUGAAUAUUUUUUCUUUUUAGUAGCAAAUAUUAGAUUGAAUAAUUUCUAUAUGUUGUGGGGGAGCACAUAAUAAGACAAUGCUUAUUACAGCAAGUACCCAUUUCAGGUAACCAACUAGGCAUUGUCAUUACAAUAGGGCUGUAAUGCACAGAAACUCAUUCUUCAGAUUCCUUAGAGCUGUAGCGUGAGACAGUUGAAGGGCCCAUAGUUCUUUUGGGAGGUGUACAGAGGGAGGUGUAGAUAGUAGUGAGGCUGAGGAAACCUGGAAAUGGAAGGUGUGCAGAGGGUGUGCUGUCAAGCUGGCUUACACUGCAGGCUACUAGAGCUGUAUUUCCUUUGUGCUAUUCUGGAAAACACCAGAACACAUAAUUCAGGCAUACCUCAUGUAAGGAAGUGGGGUACAGAACUAGUCUUGAGGAGUGGUAGCUAUCCUGUACAGUGAACAGCAGCUCUUGGCAACUUGUGGACAUGAUGGCACAUGCCUGCAGUCUCAGCACCUGAGAGGUAGAGUCAGGAAGACCAGGAAUUUGGG
Messenger RNA from Mastomys coucha (southern multimammate mouse), 8793 nucleotides. Its product is annotated as THO complex subunit 2. Gene Ontology annotation, biological process: mRNA export from nucleus; mRNA processing. Gene Ontology annotation, molecular function: mRNA binding. The transcript is spliced from 8 exons. The record is from RefSeq and is a predicted model, not a curated record. Gene Ontology annotation, cellular component: THO complex part of transcription export complex. Bases 404 to 5173 code for a protein of 1589 amino acids. NCBI's taxonomy places the organism in Eukaryota, Metazoa, Chordata, Mammalia, Rodentia, Muridae.